AUGAAAGAAAUCAAUCUUGGUGCUGAUCUGAUUUUCCAUGAAUUCAAAUAUUGGUGUUUAUGGACGGGAAUCACAACAGAUGUACGCGGGUAUAAAGAGCAUCUCGCAAAUCUUAAAGGACCAGCUGUCGUUAUAUGUAAUCACCAGAGUGCUAUAGAUGUAUCUGCUAUGUCACGGGUUUGGCCACCAAAAUGUACGGUUAUGAUGAAAAGAUCUCUAAUGUAUAUACCAUUUUUCAACAUUACUAGUUUUUUGGCUAAUGCAAUAUUCAUUGACCGCUUUCAUCAUGAUAAAGCAAUGUCACAAAUUGAUCGUACAGUAAAAAAGAUGAAAGAGAAGGAUCUUAAAGUUUGGAUUUUUCCCGAAGGCACCAGAAAUCACGGCGAAGGAAUGUUAUCAUUCAAAAAAGGAGCAUUCAACAUUGCCGUCACGGGUGGUUUUCCUAUAGUACCGAUCGUGUUGUCCAGAUAUAAGCCAUUCUAUUCGAAAACACAAAAAUAUUUCAAGUCAGAUGGAGAAGUUAUAGCAAAGGUGCUGGAGCCUAUAAGUACGAAAGGGAUGACAAUAGAGGAUGUGCCAGAGCUUGCUGAAAAAGUACGAAAUCAAAUGUUACAAGUCCACAAAGAUAUUAGUGAAGAAGCUGCCGAAAAGAUGAAGAAGAAGCGUCAGCAGGCCAUGUAAACUAGUUUUUAAGGCAGCAUGUACAGUCAGACUCAUGAUGAAUUCACGUAAACAUGAGCUUUCAUGUGAUAUUUUCAAACGAGUAAAUUACAGUUUUGCACCGGUGUAUCUAUAAAUA
Cylicocyclus nassatus is the source of this 799-nucleotide messenger RNA. NCBI's taxonomy places the organism in Eukaryota, Metazoa, Nematoda, Chromadorea, Rhabditida, Strongylidae. The record is from the annotation of a GenBank genome assembly.